Messenger RNA from Falco peregrinus (peregrine falcon), 5408 nucleotides. It is a transcript of the gene KDM4C, whose product is annotated as lysine demethylase 4C. Gene Ontology annotation, biological process: chromatin remodeling. NCBI's taxonomy places the organism in Eukaryota, Metazoa, Chordata, Aves, Falconiformes, Falconidae. Gene Ontology annotation, cellular component: nucleus. Gene Ontology annotation, molecular function: histone H3K9 demethylase activity; histone H3K36 demethylase activity. The transcript is spliced from 22 exons. Bases 269 to 3484 code for a protein of 1071 amino acids. The record is from RefSeq and is a predicted model, not a curated record.
GUCACGUGCUCUGCCCCCCGCCCGCCAGGGCCUGCGCGCUUCCCCCCCUACGUGUGAGGGCUGCGCGCAUGCGCAGUCAGCAGCUGUCAUCGGCGCCGGCGGCGGGGUGUCCCGCAGGCACUGGGAAGCGAAGCCCCGAGAGGACCGAGGAGACGGCGGGGAGUGGCCCCGGCCUGCGAUGCCGCCGCUCCCCUUCCCACUCGCCUUCCUCUGACUGCAGCUGCCCGCUUAGCCCUCUCCCGGACAGCUGGAUUGAAUGUGAACCACAAUGGCUGCUGUCAUCUCAGAUAGUCCUCCAAACCCAAGCUGCAAAAUCAUGACUUUUAGGCCUUCGAUGGAUGAAUUCAGGGAGUUCAACAAAUACUUGGCAUACAUGGAAUCACAAGGUGCUCAUAGGGCUGGAGUUGCAAAGGUUAUCCCACCGAAGGAGUGGAAACCAAGAAAACAUUAUAAUGAUAUUGAAGAAUUGGUGAUUCCGGCUCCAAUUCAGCAAAUUGUCACUGGCCAGGCAGGACUUUUCACACAGUACAACAUUCAGAAAAAGCCAAUGACAGUGAAGGAGUUCAAGCAGCUGGCCAACAGUGACAAAUACUGCACCCCAAGAUACAUAGAUUAUGAAGAUCUGGAGCGUAAAUACUGGAAGAACUUGACUUUUGUGGCACCAAUUUAUGGAGCAGAUAUCAGUGGGAGCAUUUAUGAUGAAGGUAUUGAGGAAUGGAAUAUUGCCCAUCUUAAUACAAUAUUGGAUGUUGUAGAAGAAGACUGUGGAAUUUCUAUUGAGGGUGUAAAUACGCCAUAUCUAUAUUUUGGCAUGUGGAAAACAACGUUUGCAUGGCACACUGAAGACAUGGAUCUCUACAGUAUUAAUUAUGUCCAUUUUGGGGAGCCAAAGUCAUGGUAUGCUGUUCCUCCAGAGCAUGGGAAACGCCUUGAAAGACUAGCUCAAGGGUUCUUCCCAAGCAGCUCUCAAGGAUGUGAUGCUUUUCUUCGUCACAAGAUGACUCUGAUUUCUCCAUCAGUAUUGAAAAAGUAUGGAAUUCCUUUCGACAAGGUUACACAAGAGGCAGGAGAAUUUGUGAUCACUUUCCCAUACGGAUACCAUGCAGGAUUCAACCAUGGUUUUAACUGUGCAGAGUCAACAAACUUUGCUACCGUCAGAUGGAUUGAUUAUGGAAAAGCAGCAAAGCUGUGCACUUGUAUGAAAGACAUGGUGACGAUAUCUAUGGACAUCUUUGUGAGGAAGUUUCAACCAGACAGAUACCAGCUGUGGAAACAGGGGAAGGAUUUGUACACCAUUGAUCAUACAAAACCAACUCCUGAAUCAACACCUGAAUUAAAGACCUGGCUACAGAGAAGAAGGAAAGCAAAGAAGUUUCCCCAGUGCUUCCAGCAUACCAGAUCUCGAUCUAAAAAGCUUAAAACUCCAGAGGACAAGAGAGUAUCUGCUGUGGUAGCUGGUGCAGAAAUCAUAGUGACUGAAGCAACUACUGAUGGUUCCAAGGUCAGUGAAGAACCUGGGAAAAAAGUGAGACUGGUAAACACAGGAUUGCCUUCUGGGGAAGAAGAAAACAGCAGCAGAAUGCAGCUGGAUCAACAUUUAUUGGAUAAUGUCAAGGUUGCAGGAAACAUCCAUUCAGACUCGUUUUCGGGCUCUUUUCCUGUACUGGAGAAAACAAAACUGGAAGAUGAGGACAGGACAGAUUCCAGUCAUCCUCUGUCUAUAUUUGAAGAUUCUGUGGUGUGCGUGCCCACUUCUGAUACCUAUAGAAAAGAAGAGAGUUUGAAAUCUCCAGAUCCACCUGUUUCAUCUAUACCAUACCAUAAGUCAGAGGGACAAGCUUCUGAAGCAGAAAACUCAGAUAAAGAGGAAAAUGUCUUGAUAGAGGAUGAUGUCAGUGGCCUAGAAAGCUGUGGAAGUAGCUUGGAACAUGGAGAAGUGCCUGCUGUAAAAAAGGAUGAAGUUGAUGGCAAGGAAACAUCCAGUUUAGCAGAAGUUGAAAGAAAGCAAAUGUCUAAGAGUUGGCGUCAUCCACUAAAUAAACCCCCAGCUAGGUCUCCAAUGACUUUGGUUAAACAGCAAGCAGCUAGUGAUGAAGAACUGCCUGAGACUACCUUAAUUGAAGAGGAAGUUCAAGAGACAGAGAUGUGGGCCAGGCCUCUGGUCUACCUUUGGCACACAAGAGUACCCAAUUUCAAUGCUGAAAAAACAUACAAUGCAGCUUGUGCAAAGAAGGAACCACACUGUGCCAUUUGCACUCUUCUCAUGCCAUACUACAAGCCAGACAAUCAUGAUGAAGAAAAUCCUGCUUUCAGGGAAUCAAACUCAGCAGAAACACUGAUGGCUGAAAAUGAAAAGACUAAACCUCUUAUUCCAGAGUUGUGUUUCAUUUAUAGUGAAGAAAACACUGAAAACUAUCCAUCAAAUGCCUUUAUUGAAGAAGAUGGAACAAGUCUUCUGAUUUCCUGUGCAAAGUGUUGUGUACGGGUUCAUGCAAGUUGCUACGGUGUUCCUUCUCAUGACAUCCAUAAUGGAUGGUUGUGUUCUCGAUGCAGAAAAGAAGCCUGGACAGCCGAGUGUUGUCUCUGCAAUUUGAGAGGUGGUGCAUUAAAGCAAACUACUGACAAGAAGUGGGCACAUGUAAUAUGUGCAAUUGCCAUCCCAGAAGUCAAAUUUGGUAAUGUCGCAGAACGAACUCCGAUAGACACUACCAGAAUACCUUUGCAAAGAUUAAAAUUGAAAUGUAUGUUCUGUAGACAGAAAAUUAAGAAAAUCUCUGGUGCCUGCAUUCAGUGUUCGUAUGGACGCUGCCCAGCCUCCUUCCACGUUACCUGUGCCCAUGCUGCAGGAGUGCUGAUGGAACCUGAUGACUGGCCAUAUGUUGUCUACAUCACAUGUUUCAGGCACAAGACCAAACAAAAUGUGAGAGCUAAAGCAUGUGAGAAGACCAUUACAGUUGGGCAGACAGUCAUCACGAAACAUAAGAAUACACGAUACUAUAGUUGCAGAGUCAUAGGAGUGACAUCCCAACUUUUCUAUGAAGUCAUGUUUGAUGAUGGCUCUUUUAGUCUGGAUACUUUUCCUGAAGACAUUGUAAGCAGAGAUUGCCUAAGGCUGGGCCCACCUGCAGAAGGAGAGGUCGUCCAAGUCAAAUGGCCUGAUGGAAAACUGUACAGUGCAAAGUAUCUGGGAACAAACACAGCUCACAUGUAUCAGGUUGAGUUUGAAGAUGGUUCUGAAAUAGUAAUGAAGAGAGAAGAGAUCUAUACACUAGAUGAAGAGCUUCCUAAGAGAGUAAAAGCACGAUAUUCUACAGCCUCUGUCAUGAGAUUUGAAGACACAUUUUGUGGAGCAGAUACUAUCUUGGGAGAGAAGAAGAGGCAGAGAGUAUUGAGUUCCCGCUUUAAGAAUGAAUAUGUGGAUGAUCCAGGAUACCGCACCUUCUUAAAAAGCUCAUUCCAGAAGAAAUACCAGGAAGGGCUAUAAAGGAAGCAAGAGAUGGAGGGGGAUGUUGAUAAAAAAGCAUGCAGGAUUAUUUGCAAUUGGUUUUGGUUUAAUUGAACACUCACUUUUACAAUGAACUAAUCCAUACACCGACCUCAUAAACUGAAGUACUUGACUUCUGAUUUCUCCAGUUAAUGUACUAAAGAUUUUGUAAUGUUUUGAAAUAUGAAACUAAGGGGGAAACAAAUGAGGGUAAGAGGGAUUACACAGUGAUAUGCUGAACAAAACUUUCAGUCUUGCUUGCAUUGAAAUAAGUGGUAAAAUGCCCUUUGUAUUAUGAGAGAAGAUUCACAUUCAGAAGGGGAAUCUUAGUGAACAGAGAUAAUCUCAGUGACUCAUUUUUUUUCUGCAGACAGGAAAGGAUGUUAAGUUUAAUAAUUGUUAAGUUCAAUAAUAGCAGUUUUUAUAAAACAUUUUUAAAAGAGAUGCAAAUAUGUACAGUAUUAAACAAAAGCUGUACUUAAAUUUGUGCAGUGCUUUUACAUUUUUAUGUCACUGCUGCUUUCAAUAGGGUUUGAUGUGGACUCAGCUGUUGACUUAGGUAUUUUUGGCUUUUAAGAGCGAUACCUUCUGUGCAGCAAAGGUAUUUUGUAUAUUUAGAGGGACAGAUUUUGGCAGUUAUUUAUAAACAAGGUUUUAAAAAGAUCUAUUAAAAGUACCUAUUUGUAAAAUACAAUUUCCUUUCAUUAUGUGUAAAAAAAAAAUAGAGUUUAAAUAUAUAUGCUUAAUAGCCUAGUUUUGAAUGAAUAUAUUAUGGUCUUCCUGUUAAAAUAAUAUUCUAUCAAUGUAACAAUGUUUUAAAACAAACAAAUGAACAAACAAACAAACAAGUACUGUCCUUUUACUAGCAGCAUUUUCUCUGUUGAUGUGAUUUUCAAUCCCAUUAUUUUAUACCUAUAGAAAUCAAGAAACCUCACUUUAUGCAAUAUGCGUGUAGUUUCCUGAACACAACAGACUAUACAUACAGACACUCAGAUGGCUUGGUGUUAAAAUGCGAACCUGAUAAAGACCAUACUUUCAUUUCUUGUCUAUUUCCCUUCAGUCUUUGGGAUCCUGACCUUUUUGGAUGUUUCACAGAAAGAAGAAAGCCUGAAUUUGUCUGAACGCUUGGGUAUGUGAAACUAGGCGGGCGCUUUAUCAAAAUGACAUCAUCAGUUUCUUCUAAAUUGGACCAUCAGCAGGAUUUCUGACUGUCUGCCACAGGAAAAAGAACCCUCUCAAAAUCCAAUCUAAAUCUGAGCACUGCUGUUUCCAGGGUUCUGCUUGCAAUAAAAACCUGAGUAUAUGGACCCAGAUAAUUUUUUGUGAGAAGCCCUGUCCUUUAUAUGCUGAAACACACAGAUCUUUGUUUCACUGUAGCCCUGGCAUGAUUAUUCUUAUUUUUUUUUGAACGGACUGUGAAAUCUUUUCAUUUACUAUGUGUCACCUCAAUUGGCAAUUUUUCUGUUUUGCAUUAACUAUCUUUUCUUGUACCAUGAAAUCACUCAGAAUCCCUUUAGUCUAAGAAACUGCUUAGCUGUGACAAUUGGAAUGUAUUUCUAAUUGACAAUACUUUCUCUAGAGGUAGUGGGUUGUACUGGGUACUGCCUAGCAUAUUUCAGAAUAUCAGCGCUCUUUCUGCUAUUGUAAAGGAAAAAUAAAAACUAAUGAUGUAUUUGCAAAAUGCAAGAUUCCUGUUGCCUUCUAGAGUUUAUUGAUGCUUCGUUUCAGAAUGAUGUUGUAGCAUAAGGGUGCUUUUGUGAUCCACCAUGAAGGUUUAAAACAGCUAUGACGUUAUUAAUUAGCUAAAUACAUAUACAUAUAUUUUGUAAUUAAAGAGAUGAUGCUAUGUGGUAUUACAGAGGCUAGAGAUUGAAUGUAUGUUCUUGGAUCAGUUAUGACACUGUGAAUAAACUGUGUCUUCUCU